AUGAAGACCCCGCUAGCAAAAACGGCUUUUGGGCAGCGGUCCAGGACAGGCUCAGGGCAUGGCAGUGCGUCUGUUACCAUGAUGAAGAGAAAAGCUGCAUACAAGAAGCAUAGGAGCAGACCCAUCUCCCAGCCUCCAAGGAAUAUCGUGGGCUGCAGAAUUCGGCAUGGAUGGAAAGACGGAGAUGAACCUGAGUGGAAGGGAACCGUUCUGGAUCAGGUACCUGUAAAUCCCUCUUUGUAUCUUAUCAAAUAUAAUGGAUUUGACUGUGUUUAUGGAUUGGAACUUCACAGAGAUGAAAGAGUGUCAUCACUUCAAGUCCUUCCUAAUAGAGUUGCCUCAUCUAGAAUCAGUGAUACACACUUAACAGAAAUUAUGAUUGGCAAAGCAGUGGAACAUAUUUUUGAGACAGAGGAAGGUUCCAAAAAUGAAUGGAGGGGGAUGGUCUUGGCUCAGGCACCUGUCAUGAAUACGUGGUUUUACAUUACCUAUGAGAAAGAUCCUGUAUUAUAUAUGUACCAGCUUUUAGAUGAUUAUAAAGAUGGUGACCUACACAUCCUUCCAGAUUCCAAUGAUUCUUCUCUCACAGAGAGGGAGCCAGGAGAAGUCAUAGACAGCCUAGUAGGCAAACAAGUGGAAUAUGCCAAGGAGGAUGGCUCCAAGAGAACUGGCAUGGUCAUUCAUCAGGUGGAAGCAAAACCCUCUGUGUACUUCAUCAAAUUUGAUGAUGAUUUCCAUAUCUAUGUCUAUGAUUUGGUAAAAACAUCUUAG
This is a messenger RNA of Odocoileus virginianus texanus, 771 nucleotides long. Lineage: Eukaryota; Metazoa; Chordata; Mammalia; Artiodactyla; Cervidae. The record is from RefSeq and is a predicted model, not a curated record.